Messenger RNA from Malaclemys terrapin pileata, 563 nucleotides. It is a transcript of the gene RPS27A, whose product is annotated as ribosomal protein S27a. Gene Ontology annotation, molecular function: protein tag activity; structural constituent of ribosome; ubiquitin protein ligase binding. NCBI's taxonomy places the organism in Eukaryota, Metazoa, Chordata, Testudines, Emydidae. The transcript has 6 exons. Gene Ontology annotation, cellular component: ribosome; cytoplasm; nucleus. The record is from RefSeq and is a predicted model, not a curated record. Gene Ontology annotation, biological process: translation; protein ubiquitination; modification-dependent protein catabolic process. Bases 61 to 531 code for a protein of 156 amino acids.
GCUGGGCUCUCUUUCCGGCAUCCGCCAUUCAGCGAGCAAGUUGGUGGUGCUAGUCACACCAUGCAGAUCUUCGUGAAGACCCUGACCGGGAAAACCAUCACCCUCGAGGUUGAGCCUUCUGAUACUAUAGAAAAUGUGAAGGCCAAGAUCCAGGAUAAGGAAGGAAUUCCUCCUGAUCAACAACGACUUAUUUUUGCUGGCAAGCAGUUGGAAGAUGGACGCACGCUGUCUGACUACAAUAUUCAAAAGGAAUCGACUCUUCACCUUGUGCUGAGACUUCGUGGUGGUGCUAAGAAAAGAAAGAAGAAGUCUUACACUACCCCCAAGAAGAACAAGCAUAAGAGAAAGAAGGUUAAGCUUGCUGUCCUUAAAUAUUACAAGGUGGAUGAGAAUGGUAAAAUCAGUCGCCUGCGCCGAGAGUGCCCCUCUGAGGAAUGUGGGGCUGGAGUUUUUAUGGCCAGUCACUUUGACAGACAUUACUGUGGCAAGUGCUGCCUGACAUACUGCUUCAACAAACCAGAAGACAAGUAAAUGUAUCUGUGUUAAUAAAAAAACCCCUCAGA